AAUUGAAACUGAAACCAUAUAUAUUACAGAUAACAAAGACGAGGCAGUUUCCCCCAGAAACCUGAGCGUCCGUGUGACAAAAGCUGGCGUUUUGAAUACCUUGUUUAUCAUCUUCCUAUAAUGUAAAGGAUUGACAGUCGGAAUACCACAACCAAAACUACGUUUGGACAGAGGGUGUCAAGUGUCAACGUACCACCAUCAAAUUGCAGUUAGAAAGUUCUUACGUCACACUGCGACUUUAUCACAAUUGCCCUUAGACAUUUUUCUUACAAGGCGGAAUAAAGCACUGCAAUAUCCAGUUUUGUAAUAUAUCCUUAGUGUCAGAACAAGACAGGAAAAUGUCAAUCUCAGGGUGCUGUGGCCACUUUUUCCUGUUUUUGACAAUCGAUUUUCUUGACGUUUUAGGAGACUUCAUAUUUUACGCUCAGCUGGAGGGUUUGAAGAAACUUUUGAUUCGCGAACGGGUCCCUGAGUCAUGUGCUGUUUCGUAUGCUGUGUUGACGUUCGCAAUCGUCGGUUUCUUUAUCUUCAUCACGCAGACGGUGGUCUCAGCACUGAAAACGUUUAAGGGGAAGGAAAUAGACUUGUAUGUUGAUCUCUUAUCAGCUAUUGGGAUUUGGUGUGCAGAUCUACCACAAAUUACACUGAACGUGUACGUUGCGGCAUGUCAAAAGGAGCUUGUAAGCAAUGUACAAAUUAUCAAAGGCGUAGUGAUUUUGGUAGCGGUUUUCAUUAGUUUCCUCAUACUUCUUAUCCUCUCUAUUGUUGCAAAACACAAACAUUGUGCGAUUAGAACUUUGGGUUUGAUCGGUGCCUUAACAAUUUCAAUCAUCGCAAUAUUUUUGUCUUGCGUAUUUAUCUUGCACCAUCUCAAAGAUGGAAAACUGGUGCGCACUAAAAGCUAUAGGUAUUUCGAAACCGUAGGUGAUUUCGUCAACCAAAAAUUUCUGUUUCCAGGGAGGAUUAUCAGAUCCCAUAGGGAUGAAAGAAACAAAUGUGUGAGAUUCUCGGAUCGUGGACACAUGACACAGAAACAAAAUCUGCUAGGCAAAGAAUGUUAUAGGCCUAACCUAACUCGCUUAAACAACGACGACAGUUUUGUAGAAAGUCACGAACUUCUGGUUUCCACUUGCUUAAAUCUUCACACGUCAGAAAACACCGCCGUCUUUGUCUUCCGAUUUCAUUUUAUUAAACCGAUUCACGGCUUUUUCAACAAUUCUAAAAUCUUUGGUGACAUCUCACUUAUUGUAAAGCCAGACAUCAUGGGGCCUAAUGUCACGUCGACUCGUGGGCAAAGGGAGCUAACCGAUAUUCCGGUCAAUCCAGUGCGUUAUUUCCGGUACUUUUCAAACUCGGGAAACCUUGUCCACCAGACGUCGCUGACUGACAUAAAGGACGUUUGGCGUACAGGCUACUACCAGUGUGAGAGUACAGGAAACCUAUAUCCAACAAGGGACACCACCUUGAAAAUUGACACUGGCGAUUUGUAGGUAGGUGAGGGCAUAUUCAAGGAAAUGUUUUAUGUUUUAAAAUUACCCUGACAUUAAAGUCCUUCAAUUUACUUCAACAUUCAGGCAUGGCAAUUCUCCGCCGAUCGGCGGAUUUCCGCCGUUUUUAAAAUUCUAGAGGGCCAUUUUUCUAAAACGUUAAAUUUCGCUAAAAAAAAAAUUAAAAAAAUAGGGUGGGUAAUGUACCGUAACUUCAUCGGUCCGUGCAUUCUAGGCACGGUUGGUGCGUACUGUCAGAGAGCGCUCUGUUGUAUCCUUCUAUUUUAAGAAGCCUUGGGUUGGGUUUGAAACGGCUGUUUUCAUUGGUUCAGGGGUCAUUCCUCCAGCCAAUCACUCGAUCUGUUCUAUUCAAUUUCGCGCUAUGUUACAAAUCGAAAAUGGCGAAAACUUUGACAAGAGACCAGGUAUCGGCUGUCCGAGAAAUUGAUAAGACUGUUCGCAACAAAUUUAGAUGGGAGUGGCUUGACAGAAGCGUUACAGUUCGAGUAAAAAUCGGAAAGAAUUUCGAAGACGUAACAGAGAAGUUGUCAAACUUUGUGAAAAAGUGCGACAUCCCUGGUAAAGCACUCUGCACCUACUGCAACGACAUCAUCAACUACGGCUCUAGGGGAUGCGUUGCAUUGACAAACCAUG
Liolophura sinensis is the source of this 2141-nucleotide messenger RNA. RefSeq lists its product as uncharacterized. The coding region runs from base 339 to 1490 and encodes 383 amino acids. NCBI's taxonomy places the organism in Eukaryota, Metazoa, Mollusca, Polyplacophora, Chitonida, Chitonidae. The record is from RefSeq and is a predicted model, not a curated record. The transcript has 2 exons.